Messenger RNA from Fundulus heteroclitus (mummichog), 517 nucleotides. RefSeq names its product CMRF35-like molecule 7. The transcript has 4 exons. Bases 44 to 517 code for a protein of 157 amino acids. Lineage: Eukaryota; Metazoa; Chordata; Actinopteri; Cyprinodontiformes; Fundulidae. The record is from RefSeq and is a predicted model, not a curated record.
UGUGGAUGUGCGACACGCUCUGUGAACUGAUGCUACACUGGAAAUGUCGGGAGAAAUGUGGAUCUCGUGGAGAACAUCUCUAGCUGUCGUCCUUACUUUCCUACAAAUCCAAGCUCUGAACUGUGAAAAAUCCACAGUUGUCUCUGGCACUGAGGGUCAUAUGUUGGACUUCAGAUGUGAAUAUCCAGAUAAACAGAAAAACAAUUCAAAGUACUUCUGCUGUUUUUAUAUCGAAGAGUCCUUUGCUCACCUCGUACAUACUUCGAAACACAACGAGUGGACAAGAGAAGGACGAGUCUCGCUUUAUGACAACACUACAGCAGGCUUUUUCAUCGUCAAGGUGGAUAAACUCUAUUUGAACGACAGUGGGACAUACUGGUGUGGUGCUGAUGGCAACGAUGAUCGCUCCCGAAGGAUAUAUCUGAAUGUCUCCCGAGAGAAUGAAAUCCCUGCUUCCAACACAGCUGGACUAGUUCACAACAUGAUUUUGUUUGCCGGAGUCGUCCUCUGUAGGUAA